Molecule: messenger RNA, 3555 nt
Organism: Myxocyprinus asiaticus (Chinese sucker)
Lineage: Eukaryota; Metazoa; Chordata; Actinopteri; Cypriniformes; Catostomidae
Product: regulation of nuclear pre-mRNA domain-containing protein 1A-like
Exons: 7
Coding region: 1454-2422 (322 amino acids)
Biological process (GO): response to glucose; zinc ion transmembrane transport; insulin secretion
Cellular component (GO): RNA polymerase II, holoenzyme; plasma membrane
Molecular function (GO): RNA polymerase II C-terminal domain binding; zinc ion transmembrane transporter activity
Source: RefSeq, a predicted model, not a curated record
AUCUGGGGAAUUUGGAGGCAAGGGCAACACCUUGAACACUUCGUAAUGUUCCUCAAACCAUUCCCAAAAAUAUGUGCAGUGUUGUAGGGCGCAUUAUCCUGCUGAAAAAGGCCACUGCCAUCAUGGAAUACCAUUGCCAUGUAGGGGUGUAUUUGGCUGAAAAGAUGUUUAAGUAUGUGGCACGUGUUAAAUUGACGCCCACAUGAAUGCGUGAACAUUGUCCAGAGCAUCACACUCCCUCCACACUUCAUUCGGGUGCCAUCACUUCCUCAGGUCAACGGCGCACACGUACAUGGCCAUCCACAUGAUGUAAAAGAAAACAGGACUCAUCGGACCAGGCGACCUUCUUCCACUGCUCCAAGGUCCAGUACUGACGCUCGUGUGCCCAUCAUAGGCACUUUCAAAUGUGGACAAGUGUCAUUAUGGGCACUCUGACUGGUCCGCGGCUAUGCAGCCCCAUAUGCAGCAGGGUGCGAUGCUCUGUGUGUUGUGACACAUUCCUCACGUAACCAUAAUUAAAAAAUGUUGUGACUUGUGCAACAGUAAACCUUCUGUCAGUUCAAACCAGAUGGGAUAGCCUUCGUUGCCCUCGCCCAUUGAUGAGCCCUGUCGCCGGUUUGUGGUUUGUCCCUCCUCGGACCACUGUCGGUAGGUACUCACCACUGCUGACUGGGAGCACCACACAAGCCAUGCCGUUUCAGAGAUGCUCUGACCCAGUUGUCUGGCCAUAACAAUUUGGCCCUUGUCAAAGUCGCUCAAGGCUUUACUCCCCAUUUCCCCUGCAUUCAACAUGUUGACUACGAGAACUGAUUGUUAGCUUACCAUCUAAUCUACAGAGACCUUGACAUGUUGCCUUGUUAGGAGAUGAUCAACAUUAUUUGCUUUACCUGUGUGAGUGGUCAUAAUGUUUUUGCUCAUCAGUGUAUAUUAUAGUGUAUGUGUUCUUUUCCCACUGUACUCCCAGAAAUGUUUAAUUCUUUCCACUGUGUUUACUUGUUAUAUUAUGUUAUAUUGUUGAUAUGAUGUAGGGCUCCAUCCUAUGACUUUAGGUAUCCAGUCUGUUCACGUGCAUGCGCUCUCUUCUAAAACCUGUAAGAAUGCAGCUAAUGUGUUUACAUGGCCACAUAAACCGUGUUCUCAGUAGAAACCUGGGUGUGUUAUACCGCUUUCUCCUAAUCCCUUAAAGGUACAAUAUGUAACACAUUUUUUUGCCAAUGUGUAAACGGCUUGUAACGCAACUUAAAAAAUGAGCCCUUCCCGGACUUCCUAGUUGCCUAUUAAAGCCUGUAGACUGAUUUUCAUGCGAAGGGAGCGGGUCGCUUUUGCUGGGAAAAUCCAAAGGAUGUGACGUUUAUGCGUGCUCCUGAGAGCCUUGCCUCAGACAGUAGCUUCUCUUCCACUAUUCAACAGCGUCAACAGAUAGUCUGCAACACUAGGUAACAUUAUCUUUGAGAUGGAAUCCAGCAAGCAUCCAGCUUCCAGCGCAAUACCGUCUCCUACACAAACUCCGAGUAAGCCAAAAAAAAAAAAAAAAAAAACAUUGAAACAACGUGAUCGUGGUCGGACGAAAACUAGAAUGAAAUUCGGCGGGUCAUUUGAUUCCUGGAGGGACCUUCAUUCUUCUUAUUGGACAGCCCAGGUCUCUCGCAAGCUGACCUUCCUGUAUCUUGCGAAUGAUGUUAUACAGAACAGCAAGAGGAAAGGUCCAGAGUUUACACAUGACUUUGCCCCAGUCAUUGUUGAUGCUUUCAAGCAUGUCUCCAGUGAAGGAGAGGAAAGCUGUAAGAAACAUUUAAGUAGAGUUCUGUCCAUCUGGCAGGAAAGAGCCGUGUAUGAGAAUGACGUAUUGGACAAACUUACUGAGGUCCUGCAGGUAGAAAAGAAGGCCAAGAAAAGACCUUAUGAAGAGAUUAAGGUGAACGAUGAUGACUUUGCCUCCCAAAGCUCCCCUGGAGAGCCUCCACAGACUGCAGAACUGAUCAGAGCUCUACAGGAGCUUGAGAACGCAGCCUCGAGUGAUGCUGUUCUUCGUCAACGGAUCUCUGCUCUACCCCCAGAAGUGCAGGACACCUCUCUACUACAUAAAGUUACAGAUAAAGAGUCAGGGGAGCGUCUCUCUCGGCUGGUGGAAGAGGCCUGCAUGCUUCUGGCUGACUACAGCGGACGGCUGGCGGCAGAGAUCGAUGACCGACGGCAGCUUACGCGCACGCUUGCCGUUUUUUUGCAGAGACAGAAAGAUGGCCUGGCCCAGAACGAGCAGAAACUAGAAGAAUACAAGCGUAAACUGGCACGGGUGUCCCUGGUACGGAAAGAGCUGCGGUCUCGUCUCAGCAGCCUCCCGGACCUCUCCAGGCUUCCGAGCGUCAUGGGUGGCCACGUCCGCCUGCCCUCCUCUGGCGAUCUUUACAGCCCCUCCGAUUGAACCUUUAUCUCUCAGAUCUUAAACCCAAUCAUCAAUCCUCCUUGUCUCUACUGACUGUCCUCUCUUGCUUUACUUUUGAGUGUCCCAUGAUUUGGAAUUUGACAUCAUUUCUCCACUAUACUAUUAGUGGAUUUGUCCAAUAUGCAGUCCAUGGCUGCUUGUGUGUUUAAAUGAUCAGCGUCAUCCUUGUGUUAUUGUGUCCCUGUGGUGUUACAAAACAUUUCUAACAACAUGAGUCAGUUGUAGAACUCUUGAACCAUUUCUUUUGGCAGCAAUUUGACCUUUCUUUCUCAAUUGUUUUGCUCUUGAAACGUACUUAAAAUGACACAAGAAUUAGUUUUUAAUUUUUACACCUGUGGUUGUUUUAUUCUAGUCUACAUUUACUCACAAGUAUAAGUUACAGGCAGUUUGGUUAGAUCUCUCUUUACCAGCUCAAACUCCUCUUCAGCUGACCUCAUAGUACCUAAGAUCCCCAAAUUUGUGAUGAUAUUAGUUUUGUAUUUUUGCUGUGAAUAUUACUUUCAGUAUCGUAUAAUCAGCUGCAGUAUUUUAGUACGGCAAUCAUACCAAAAAGCCCCUUUUUAUCUGAACUGAAAGUUACAUAACAUUUGUUAGUGAUGUAGCUAAUAAAUGUACUUAAUCUUGAGUGCUUUGCAGUUAGAAUUAGUAUCUCAAAAUAUGCAUAUUUUGAUCUCUUCGGAUGUAUUUCAUUGUAAUUAUGAGAUCAUGAUAUUUUCAACAUUUGAAAAAAAAAAAGAAAAAAAAAAAGCCUGCAAGCCGCAAUUGAUCUUAAUUAAUCAAACAUUUAGGUUGAACUGUCAUCCUAUCUCCCUUUUAUCUGCAGACACAUGCAUUUGUUAAGAUUAUUAAAUCGUUCCUCUUCCCUAUUGGUUUGUUGGGUUAAAGCAAGAGUGUUUGUGUGCAUUUUACUGUAUAAUUGCUCCCUCAUUGGUUAACUGUGACAGUAAAAAUUGGACUUCUAGUUACAACCAUUUUCUCUGUGGGGUCUGAAGGGGCUGCUCAUUGCCUGUGAAUCCACAACUUUUAACUUAUUGAGUUGCCAGUGUACAUUUUAACAUCAGCCUUUGUAAAUAGUGUGUUAGUCUGAGCCAAAUAAAGCUGAACACAACAAA